GUACAACUCAACCAUUGUAAAAAGCCUGAAAUUGGUUUCGAAGUAAGCGUCCUUUGAAUAUUUGAUUGAAAUAAAAAGAUUAAGAUAGACAAAUAGUCUUUGUAGAAAAAUUUAACAUCAUUUUAAUUUCUCUAAACAUGACUGAUGCAUAUCCAGGACUUAUUUUUUUGUUGGAUCGUGAGAUAAAACAGGAACCGCCGGAUUAUGAUGAAAACAUGAUAUAUGAAAUAAGUUUUCAGGAUGAUGCUAAAGCAAAUGAACAUGAUGCUGAAAAGAUUGUAAUCAAAGAAGAAGAAAAUUCUCUCGAUGGUGCUGAAGCAAAUGAACAUGAUCCCGGAAAGAUUGUAAUCAAAGAAGAAGAAAAUUCUUACGAUGGUACUGAAGCAAAUGAACAUGAUCCCGGAAAGAUUGUAAUCAAAGAAGAAGAAAAUUCUCAGGAUGGUGCUAAAGCAAAUGAAUAUGAAGUUAAAAAGCCUAAGGAAGAACCGAAGUUUGAUUCUCAUGGUGUACAUAUAGAAACGCAGCUUGAUUUAUGUGAUUGCAUGAAUAAUACUUGCGAGGGAUGUUUCCUUCCAUGUGAAUAUUGCUUUUCAAAUAAAUGUGGGCAUGAAUGCCGCAAUGAUCGUGCUUGGAUCUAUGAAAGCAUGGAUAUUGAGGGCACGCAAUAUACCCUCAAAAGUCAUUUCGCGAAAAGAAAUUAAAUCAGUCUUUUACACGACGCCUUUCGCCCCCUUAUUUUUCAUCCUUUUCUAUUCAGCCAUAUGUUUCAAAAUGCACUUCUGUAUCUAACCAUUUUACAUGAAUAAAAUAAUUUUCUUUGUCGUUUUAA
This is a messenger RNA of Argiope bruennichi, 829 nucleotides long. RefSeq names its product ARL14 effector protein-like. Lineage: Eukaryota; Metazoa; Arthropoda; Arachnida; Araneae; Araneidae. Bases 138 to 701 code for a protein of 187 amino acids. The transcript has 3 exons. The record is from RefSeq and is a predicted model, not a curated record. Gene Ontology annotation, cellular component: intracellular membrane-bounded organelle.